Messenger RNA from Anguilla anguilla (European eel), 1789 nucleotides. It is a transcript of the gene shisa4, whose product is annotated as shisa family member 4. The transcript is spliced from 6 exons. The record is from RefSeq and is a predicted model, not a curated record. The coding region runs from base 223 to 813 and encodes 196 amino acids. Lineage: Eukaryota; Metazoa; Chordata; Actinopteri; Anguilliformes; Anguillidae.
ACUCAUCCGACCCCUGAGCGUGCGGCGUCACGGACGAUGUGUCAUUCGACACACGGCGUGUGUAUCGAUGUCGCAAGCCCAGCGGUUCCUUGCCACGCAAUUUUUAAACCAGAGCAUGAUUUUCAAACAACUCCGAAUUAACGGAAAUACUGCGCCGUUAGACAACAUCGCCGAAUAAUUUCGUCAUUUUAAAAAUAUAAAUAAUUAUUGUUUGUAUCCGAGAUGUUGCUCGUCGCUGCCGCUUUGCCCGUGCUGGCCACGGUUUUCUCCGCUUGGCAGGUGAGCGCGGACGAGGACUGCCUGUGGCACGUGGAUAAGAACGGCACCUGGCACACCGGGUUCGACUGUCCCCUCAUCUCCUUCUGCUGCGGGACCUGCCACCGGCGCUACUGCUGCCUGGACCCCAUGAAGAUGAUCUCAGAGAGGCAGCAGAAGCGCUGCAUGUUCUUCCAGUUCAGCCCCACCACCAUCGCGGGCAUCGCCUCCUCCAUCCUGCUCUUUGUGGCCAUCGUGGCCACCAUAGUGUGCUGCUUCAUGUGCUCCUGCUGCUACCUGUACCAGCGCCGACUUCGCGGGAGGUCCUCCUACCAAGAAACGGAGGAAGCCCAGCACAUCCCCAUGGCCAGCUACCCGGUGGACCCCAUGUACGACGCUUACGGCAAACCCAUCGGGCCGCACCCCGGGUACCCCAUGGCGCCUCAGUACCACCCCGGCAUGCCCCAGGGCCCCUACCACCCGUACCCGCCGGUGGAUCCCGGGUACGGCCAGGGAGCACCUCCACCCUACUCCCCACCCCAGUACCCCGGCAUCUGAGGGAACUGCGACCCGCUGGAGGAGGAACGAGGGAUGAGGAGAGAGUUGGGGAGAGUGAGAAAGAGAGAGAGAGUGAAAAAGAGAGAGACUUUAUGAGGAAGAGGGCACUUUUCCCUCUUCCACCACCUGUUCUGUUGUUUUUCCCCGACGUCCGUUUGCUAAAUGACGUGCUAACCGACGCAGCUGCCUUCCCUGGAGCUGGAGCUUGGCUCCUGUCUUGCUGGACAGUAUUUUCCCGCCGACGGUGACGUCAGCAGUCCUCAGCUGUCAGCUGUUGCCGUGACACCCUUUCCCCGGCGAGCGAAGGGCCUGUCCGCCUCGUCAACGCACGUUUCUCACACACACACGUCAGCCUGACUGCGCACACACACGCACACACGCACACACACACACACACACACACACUGGCCUUGGGGACAAGGAUAACCUGCUCUGGUUUUAUUAUCGUAUCCUUGUCUUUUUUCUUUUUUUUUUUUUUUUUUUUACUCUGCUCGUGCACUUUGUGCCACACCCGUGUUUUGGCUACACUGGCUGUGUCCCGUGCUCACACAGUUUACUUUAACGCAGCUGUGGCAUUUGAUUGCAGGGGCGAGCUGAACCCACGUAACUACGGACACUUUUCACGGCGAAGCAGGCCUUUGGACAGCUCUGUUAUUUUACCGGCCAGCGAUUUAUUCAGCAACUCUUUUUUUGUCCUCCCUCCUUCCCUCCUCUCUCUCUUUCUCUCUCUCUCUCCCCCCCCCUCUCUCUUGUUAAUUCUGUCUUCCAUCAUUGCAGCUAAUCUUAACAAUCGUUAAUAUCUGAAGCCAGAAAACGGCUUUGGUCUUUGGUCAUACAUAAAAGGCCGUAACCGAUAGAAUGACAGAAUGAUUUUGCAACUGGAGUGUACUGGAGUCCAUUAACAAGUUGGUAUUAAUUUUUAUCAUGAAGUUACAUAUUGCGUUUAACACAAGUAAAUAUGAGUUUGACGUCUCGA